CCCUCCUCUUCUAUCGUGAUCCACCUGUCUCUCCCACACAGAUUUCGUGGUCUCCCCCUCCCCCUCCCUCGUAAUUACGGAAUUAAAAAAAAAAAAAAAAAAAAAGGGGGAUCUCCUCUUCUUUUCUUGCCCUAUAUAGUUACUUUCUUAACACUCAUCAUUUCAAUUUUUUUUUUUUGGCAUUUCUGAUUUUCUACUGCUAAGAAACCGUGGAUUUAGAUUUCUAAGGUUUUGGAAAUUAAGGGACAUGGGGUUGCAAGGACAGAUAAUACCGUAUAAAAACGGAGAAAAAGAAGAAGACGACGAUGAAAGGGCAGGAAAGGAGAUAUCACCGUUUCCUCCUCCUCCUCUUCAUAGCAAAUUCGCUGUUGUUGGUUAUGCUCUCACCUCCAAGAAAAUUAAGAGCUUUUUGAAGCCCAAGCUCGAAGGUUUGGCUAGGAAUAAGGGGAUUUUGUUUGUUGCAAUUGAUCAAAACAGGCCACUUUCAGAUCAAGGUCCUUUUGACAUUGUGUUGCACAAGCUAACUGGAAAGGAGUGGCGACAGAUUCUUGAGGAUUACAGACGGACACAUCCAGAAGUCACUGUCCUUGAUCCUCCUGAUGCUAUACAACAUUUACAUAAUCGGCAGUCUAUGCUCCAGUGUGUCGCUGAUAUGAAUUUGUCCAACUCGUAUGGGAAAGUAGGUAUCCCUAAACAAAUAGUUAUUAAAAAGGAUGCAUCAUCUAUCCCUGGUGCAGUUGCAAAAGCUGGGCUGAUGUUACCCAUCGUUGCAAAGCCACUGGUUGCAGACGGAAGUGCAAAAUCACAUGAACUAUCACUUGCCUAUGAUCAACAAUCACUUCAGAAACUUGAACCUCCACUUGUUCUUCAGGAGUUUGUCAACCAUGGGGGUGUUAUGUUUAAAGUUUAUAUUGUUGGGGAGACCAUUAAGGUGGUGAGGCGUUUCUCAUUACCUGAUGUCUGUAAACGAGAGCUUUCGAACAUUGCUGGUGUGUUCCGUUUUCCACGUGUUUCUUGUGCUGCCGCUUCUGCAGACAAUGCUGAUUUGGACCCUGGUGUUGCUGAGCUUCCUCCACGACCAUUGCUUGAGAAACUUGCAAGGGAACUUUGUCGUCGACUGGGUCUCCGGUUGUUCAAUCUUGAUAUUAUCCGAGAGCAUGGGACCAGAGAUCGAUUUUAUGUCAUUGACAUUAACUACUUCCCAGGUUACGGGAAAAUGCCAGAGUACGAGCAUAUAUUUACGGAUUUCCUUCUGAGCCUUGUACAGAAUCAAUACAAGAAAAAAUCCACCUAGAAACUGUUGGGAGGCAUUACUGACAUAAAAGUUGUGUAUUGAAAGUAUCAUGUUGUCCGAGAAAGUAUGUGCAGGGGGGGGGUGGGGGGGGUUGCUACGUGCCGUGUAUAGCAUAAUUAAUGCCUGCUAGCAGCUGGAGGAGGAUAUGCGCAAAUCCCAACCUUCAACGUCUGUAAUUACUGGCUGGCAGGAGCUCCCUUCAAUUCAGCUGGCUUUAAUCAAUUCCUUAUGUUAUCUCGCCAUUAUUCUGUGCUGUUCAAAGGUGUCAUGAGCAGCUGGUGAAUAGCAACCCCAUAAUCUGUAUAGUCAUUUCCCUUGGGAUAGUAAGUAUCCCUCUGACUUGUCGAGAAGUUAAUAGAAUAACUCGAAACUUUAAACAAUGGCGCUGUAAAACUCUCUGCCGUGUAGAAUGAGAGUUGCCAUCGUUUUGACAAAUGAAUUUCCGUUGCGUACACAAAGUUAUCAGAUUUUUAAGCUGAAGUAUCUCAGUAAAAGAAAAUAGAAAGUGUCAAAGCUGAAGAUUUGGUAUCGUCA
Populus trichocarpa (black cottonwood) is the source of this 1828-nucleotide messenger RNA. RefSeq names its product inositol-tetrakisphosphate 1-kinase 3. The transcript has 10 exons. The record is from RefSeq and is a predicted model, not a curated record. NCBI's taxonomy places the organism in Eukaryota, Viridiplantae, Streptophyta, Magnoliopsida, Malpighiales, Salicaceae. Gene Ontology annotation, molecular function: inositol-1,3,4-trisphosphate 6-kinase activity; inositol-3,4,5,6-tetrakisphosphate 1-kinase activity; ATP binding. Gene Ontology annotation, biological process: inositol trisphosphate metabolic process. The coding region runs from base 248 to 1294 and encodes 348 amino acids. Gene Ontology annotation, cellular component: cytoplasm.